Molecule: messenger RNA, 3869 nt
Organism: Fukomys damarensis (Damara mole-rat)
Lineage: Eukaryota; Metazoa; Chordata; Mammalia; Rodentia; Bathyergidae
Gene: Zdhhc22
Product: zinc finger DHHC-type palmitoyltransferase 22
Exons: 4
Coding region: 562-1353 (263 amino acids)
Biological process (GO): protein palmitoylation
Cellular component (GO): Golgi apparatus
Molecular function (GO): palmitoyltransferase activity
Source: RefSeq, a predicted model, not a curated record
GGGGGGAUUUUAAUUUCGUCUCCUCGAGGGAAAAUGCUGCUUGCAAAGACGCAGCCAGGACAGCCCGCGUCAGAGAGGCUGAACGGGACUCGGUGGCACAGGCAUUCCGCCCCCACCCCACCCAGGGCCUGAGCGCCUGUGAAUGUAUUGAUUAUUUUAAUUGAUCUUUUAAAAUAAAAAAACAGGUGGCAGCGGCUGUGUGUGUACAUACAAACACGCACACGCACAAACACAGAUACCCAGGCGCGCACAGAUGCACGUACAGAGUCACACACAAAGAAACACACCAACACCCAACGGAUCCAUACACACGCAGCCCUCCAGAGCCUGAAGAAUGGCUGAGGUCUCCGAAAUUUCCUAAGGAGGUCUGAAGCAGAAAUCCCCAACUAGGGCCCGUUUCCACCACCGGGAGAAGAGCAGCCCUCUUUCAGCCCAGCCCAUCCGCAACCCCUGCAGAUUACUACUGAUUCCCUCUCUCCUUGCGCCUGACCCCAAAACUCCCAGGACGCCAAGGUCGCUCCAAACCCGAGGGAGCAGCCUCCCUGAGGCAUGUAAUCGAGGAUGCUGGCCCUGAGGCUGCUCAACGUGGUCGCCCCUGCCUACUUCCUGUGCAUCUCCCUGGUGACCUUCGUGCUGCAGCUCUUCCUGUUCCUACCCAGCAUGCCCGAGGACCCCGCGGCCACCCCUCUCUUGUCGCCAGCCCUGCUGCACGGGGCGCUCUUCCUGUUUCUGUCUGCCAACGCCCUGGGCAAUUAUGUCCUGGUCGUCCAGAACUCCCCGGAUGACGUGGGGGCCUGCCAGGGGCCUUCAGCCAGGAGGGCUUUGUGCCCCCCACCCAGCACUCACUUCUGCCGCGUGUGCGCCCGAGUCACGCUGAGGCACGACCACCACUGUUUCUUCACCGGCAACUGCAUCGGCAGCAGGAACAUGCGCAACUUCGUCCUCUUCUGCCUCUACACCUCCCUCGCCUGCCUCUACUCCAUGGUGGCCGGUGUGGCCUACAUCUCCGCUGUCCUCUCCAUCUCCUUCGCCCACCCCCUGGCCUUCCUCACGCUCCUGCCCACCUCCAUCAGCCAGUUCUUCUCCGGAGCUGUCCUCGGUUCUGAAAUGUUCGUCAUCCUCAUGCUCUACCUCUGGUUUGCCGUCGGUCUGGCCUGCGCAGGCUUCUGCUGCCACCAGCUGCUGCUGAUCCUCCGGGGGCAGACACGCCACCAGGUUCGAAAGGGGGUGGCAGUGAGGGCCCAGCCCUGGCGCAAGAACUUACAGGAGGUGUUCGGGAAGAGGUGGCUGCUGGGCCUGUUGGUCCCCAUGUUCAAUGUCGGAAGUGAGAGCUCUAAGCUGCAGGACAAGUAGCAGGCAGGCACUUGAUCAUUUCUCUCUGUGUGUGUAUCACUCCCUCCCGAACCAUUCCUCCUGAACGCCACCCAUGAUCCACUACAACCUUGGGGUAGUAAAGCCCGUGCACUCACUCCUGGUCUUCCACCCAUCGUGGAAGACCAGUGUAAGCUGGGGAAUCAUGACAGGGAGGAAAAUGGCCACCCAGGCAGUGGUAGUCUCCUCAGCAGCCAGCCAGGUGGCUUUAGCUCUUGUUCCUUCUCCUAGGGAAGCCUUCUUCCCCCUCUGCCUGGCCGGUCCACUUCCUGCCAUGUCUCUCGCAGCCCCUGCUGUGUGCUGGAACCCUUUACCUCACAUGGGGAAGAAGCAGUGGUUUCUCACUGCUGAUAAGACUCCCCAGGACCUGGAGGCUGGCAAAUGCUUAAAAUCACCACAUGUGAGAGGUGGCCAAGUCCACUCUGCCAACUGCCAGGAAAGUUGGGAAGUGGCAGGUAUGUGUCCUUGUCCCCUCUGUGGGAUUUUGAGCAGCGAGGGCAAAAAGAGCACAGGAGCUUGCUGCCCACAGCCCAGGUUCAAGGUCCUUGCUCUGGAGAUGGCAACCAAUGCCUGAUAUUUCCAGCUGCUAUUCCCUGUCCAGCCUGGCUUAACCAGCCACCCAGCCCAGUCUAGGGCCUGGCUGGAUGCUUCCUUUCCCUGGCAUUCAUCCAGCUUUUCCCUUUGAUUUCCAACCUCUGGACUUUUGCUUGAUGUUUGGAAGGAAAGGAAGAAAAGAGGGGAAGGGGAGCCAUCCAUAUGUGAGGAGGCAUGUGAUUGCCAUGCUGCGCAAAUGUACAGAAAGGGGAGGGGAGAGAGAGAGAGAGAGAGGGAGAGAGGGAAAGGUGGUAGUGAGAGGAGAGGGGCAUAUGGCCGCAUUUAUGCCCUGUAUAAAGGGCAUUCUAGCAGCUAAAGCUGUUCAGUGUUUUAAUGGCUGGCCGGGGAGGUAGUGAGCACUCCACGGCUGCAGGUCUCCAAGUUCUAGGCACUUAUUUGCCAGGUGUGCUGUGCAAGGGAUUUUUGCCCAAGGUUAUUCUAGAUGAGCUUAGAGAUUCUUUCCCAUUCUAAGAUUCUGGUGUCCUCUUUGUGACUGCUGGGCCUGGGGGCCAGACCUGCAGAGAUGAUUAUGAGCUAUUUGUUUUCAUGAGCAGCAGAGUGGCCACGGGAGGAGUCUGAAAAUCAUGAUGCAAAUUUUUGGACCCAACCCAGCCACCAAGGAGAGGACUGCCCCAGUGUAAAUAGUAGUUGAGAGGGCUGGGAUUGAGGACAAGGAGACAGAACAGGGUUGGGAUCAGGUGCAAGAAGAUGUGGGGAGGGAAAAGCCAGACCACACUCAACUCAAAGGGAGGAGAUGGGGGAGCAAAGGCUGGGGACGGGCAGGACCAGAACACAAAGUGCACCUGCCAGACUGUCCCUGCUCAUCCGACCAGCCCCGGAUGGAUGCAUUGCCAUGUGUGCUGGGACCCAGAGAAGCAGGCCCUUGGGACAUAUGAGGGGGUGGGGAUGACACAAGUGCCCUCUCCUGACUGGGUCCAAGGCCAAUCUGACAUCCAUACAAGCAGCAGGGCUGCAGCCCUUGCCCCGCAGAGCCCAGCGGGUGGCCACAGUGACUCUGGCUGUACAACACCAUGAACUCUCAGGCAGAGAUUGGGUGGAUGUUACCCAGGUCCUGCCUUCAUCCCCCUGGAGGACCACUGUUGUAACGGCUUAACUGCUCAUACUUUUCCCUCCCAUGUUCACUCUUUCAGUCAUCCAUUUGUUCAUCCUAAAUAUACUUACCAAGCGCCAACUAUGUGCCAAGUUUCAGGCACUAGCAAUGCAGCGGUGAACAGGACAGUGAGGUCCCUGCCAUUAGGGGACCAUUGCUAUUGCCCCCUCUCUGCACUGAAUCCUAUCCUUUGACAAAGGGUCUGUCUGCCUUCUUGGUGGUUCCCCACUUGGAGGAGAAGGAUGUGGCAGGGAGGGCUGAUGGGGAGCCCAGGCGUUCUCAGUGGAAGAGUCCUGGGGGUAUCCUUACUCCCAAGUCUGGCUAUACUUAAGCAGGGAGAGUGGCAAAGGAGAGGGAGGAGGCCUGGACAAUUCAGGCCGUGGGUGUCUCGUGGCUGUAGAGUUCAGCUUGGAGGCCAGAUCUGCCAUGUCCAGAGACUGCUCCAUGAGUCUGACAUGCUGGGGUGGGGUGGGAGGGAAGAUACUGGUCCCUGGGGGUGACUGGGGAGGAGGUUGCCAGGUGUGAGACUUCAGCACCAUUUGUGAACAUGGCCCUGUAUGUAUUGUUGAUGAAGACCAUCAAUAAAAUGUGUGGUUUUAAUCGGAUUUCAUACCAUCGCACGGGCACUAUGGUUGGUAGCAGGACUGGUAGGGCUAGAACACACAGAUGCUAGUCAUACUAGCUCUUCAGAGAUUUCACACAAGUAUUAAAAAUUCUUCUGCCCAAGUUGGUGAGUAACCAUGGCCCAGAUUCCCUGAGUAACCUACCCCUGCUGCCCCUGCUCCUCCCUGGG